This is a messenger RNA of Hyposmocoma kahamanoa, 774 nucleotides long. RefSeq names its product putative defense protein Hdd11 (gene irp2). Gene Ontology annotation, molecular function: oxidoreductase activity, acting on metal ions. The record is from RefSeq and is a predicted model, not a curated record. The transcript has 5 exons. The coding region runs from base 122 to 628 and encodes 168 amino acids. NCBI's taxonomy places the organism in Eukaryota, Metazoa, Arthropoda, Insecta, Lepidoptera, Cosmopterigidae.
CCCGCCCUUCCAUCUCAGUAUAUAAUAAGGUAGCAGUGAGGGUCGUCUCGCUAACUUAACAAGCACUCACGAACUUCGGACGCCUGUCAACAUAUUAAAUCUCAAAUUUGGAAUUAGCAAAAUGAGGGGAUUCACUUGCGUUCUCGUAGCGCUGGCAGCAGCAACUUGCUCCAAUGCAUACUCUACCGGUGCCCCGGAAUCGGCCUGUAAGGACAUGAUUCCCAGGCAUCCUGUGUCUCCGCAAACCUCGCUCCCGCCUUAUAUCAUCACAACCAGUGCUAAGGUAGUGAAAGCCGGUACCCCCAUAGAAGUGGUAAUUUCUGGCAAGGACAAGUCCAAUACCAUCGCCGGAUUGCUCCUACAAGCGCGCAAAGGUGACAAGCCCAUUGGCACCUUUAAAAUCACCCCUCCAAAUAACCAGAUCGCUCAACUGCUCAACUGCGGAACCCCUGGCAACGCCGUCACCCACAAGAAGCAUGACUCCAAACAAGACAAGCAGACAGUGGCAUUUACGUGGACCCCACCCGCAGACUUUACCGAUAUAAUCAAAUUCAGAGCCACUAUCGCUUACAACGGUGCCGUGUUCUGGGUUGGCGUGGAAUCAGCCCCCAUCAAAGUUGUUGCCUAAAUCAUAAUUUAGAAUAAUUUGGUACUAUCAGUGUACUUAACGUAAUCACUAUUCAAGUUAUAAUUAACUACCCUACAGUAUUCAGAUUUCAAUAAAUAUUUAAAUUAAACAGUUACAUAUGUAUGACAAAAAAUAAAUAUUCACAA